CUGAUGAUGAUGUGCGUUGUACGGAGCAAGAGGGGAACGGGGAAGUUUGUCUGCUUGCGGGAAUCCGAGUGAAAGUCCAAUUUAAUGACAUGUUUACACUUCGUAUUUGGACCGACUGAUUCCUCACGGGUUCACCGGAGGAACAAGCAUCACAUCCAGACUACAAAAUGAUUGAUCCUCACAUCUACCUGCACUACAACUACACGGGAAAGCUGGACCACCGGCCAAGCGUGGACACCGGAACGGGCAUCCCGGAUACUAAGACCCUUCUGUUCCUGGUGGUGUGCGGCUUCAUCGUACUGGAGAACCUGACAGUGCUUGUGGCCAUAUGGCGGAACCAGCGAUUCCACAACCGCAUGUACUUCUUCAUCGGUAACCUGGCGCUAUGCGACAUGCUGGCCGGAGUGGCCUACCUGGUCAACCUGCUGCUGUCCGGCGACAGAACCCUGCACCUUUCGCCUGCUUUAUGGUUCGUGCGCGAGGGCAGUAUGUUUGUGGCGCUGGGCGCCUCGGUUUUCAGUCUCCUGGCCAUCGCCAUCGAGCGCCAUCUGACCAUGAUCAAAAUGAGACCCUACGACGCCAACAAGAACUACCGGGUCUUCCUACUUAUCGGCACGUGCUGGUUGAUCGCUAUCUCGUUCGGGGCGCUUCCCAUCUUGGGGUGGAACUGCUUGGGCGACCUCGCCGACUGCUCCACUGUGUUGCCGCUAUACUCCAAGAAAUACGUGGCUUUCUGCAUCACCGUUUUCAUGGUGUUGCUCUUGGCUAUGUCGGUGCUGUACGCUCGCAUCUACGUCCUGGUCAAGUCCAGCAGUCGAAAGGUGAGCAAGCACAGCAGCUCUGAGCACGCCAUGUCGUUGCUGCGCACCGUCAUCAUCGUGGUGGGUGUCUUCAUCGCCUGUUGGACGCCAAUUUUCGUGUUGCUCCUGGUGGAUGUGGCGUGCCAGCAGCGCGCCCGCUGCCCCGUCCUCUACAAGGCCGACUGGUUCAUCGGGCUGGCCGUGCUCAACUCGGCCAUGAACCCCAUCAUAUAUACGCUGGCCAGCCGCGAGAUGAGACGGGCCUUUCUAGGUUUAGCUUGCUGUCUUUGCUACUCACGCAAGGCGUCGACGCCUGGUAGCGGGAACAGGCAGUGCUUGGAGGCUAGCCGUAGCCGGAGCAAGUCGUGGAGCAGCCAAAACAACCACAACCAGCAGGGGAGCAGGCAGGCGAGGCCUGACGCCGAGGCGGAUUCCGACCUCGGGAAGGUGUCGGCCUUCGGGGGACCAAGCGGUGCUGAAGCUGACAACUUUCUCCACAACGGCGGGACCGAGUGAGAGAAAGACGACGCCUGGAAGGCGGUCCUAACGAUGUCACUUCCAGAUUUGGCAGUUGUAGUGACUUCAGUGUACAAUGCCUUAAAAGACACCCAAGAUGCAGAUGCAUUCCAAAUCAGGAGAAGCAUUGCACCACUUAGAACUUGAACUUUGAGAGUCCUUUACUAGUACAGAGACUGAACACAAAUGCAAGCCAACCCUGUCGUCAAAAAGUAGGCGGAAAUUGCAUUCAAGUCAGGUUUAAAAGAACGCCGUAUAACCUCGGAUCAGAAUCAGGCCUUAAUUUUCGUUCUUGCCAAUGUGACUGCGACGUAAACUGGAUUGAUCCGAUAUAGCUGGUGAACAAACCAGAUGCAGCAUGUCAUCUUAAAGGGAACGUCGGACUUAAACACUUGUAGGCUCUUAUAAGCCAAAAUUGGUCUCUUUCACCAAAAUACUGUACGUUAUUAGAAAACAUAAAAUAUUGCCAUUGAUUUAAAAAGCUAUAAUAUUUAGUACAUGUUUUGACCUACGGAGGGCACCGUGUUUUAUGGACGCUCGGGGUGAUGACGUAGAUUGUCACAGUCACUUGACGAAUACUACCGGGUUACUGCAAUUCUUUCUACGCGGUGAGACGUCCAACACACGCUCAUCGGUUAAAAGUGGCGAGUACAUACUAUUUGUGUUUUUUUGAGUCUUUUAUCACCUUUUUUGCAUGUGUUUCCCUCUCAUACUUUGAAGCAUAGUGUUUUGUUGUAGUAGCUUUAAAGCAGAUUGUUGAUCUGUUGACCACAAAAGCAGUUUUCUUUGCAUUUCGGUGGUAUUAGGAGGUAAGAUAAGUAUUUUCUUAAGGCAUCUUUAGUAUGUUCUGUCUGUAUGCAUCUAAACAAAACAAGCUGAAAGCGCACUGUAGUACUUUGGGUGUCAAAUACGCCUUUUGUAGAUGUUUUGCCGGUGUAACACAUUUUGGCAGAACAUCAUUUUUUUCCCUACUCUCGUCUCAUCUUAUCCCGUCUUUCCUGUUCAUUUUGCUUUUGCUACUCGUCUUGUGAAAUAUCGACAGUGCUGUCAUGCUCAUUAAUGUUCCUCUCGGGUUCAUGUGAAAGGGUUGAACAGAUUACAUGUUUAUGUUUGUCUGGAAGCCCGGCAGCGUAACCAUGUGACAUCACCGCCCUGCGACAUCAACAGUGGCGACCUACUAAAACUAAUUUUUACAAAUUGUAUAAAAACGAAAACAUCAAGAGGAGUUUCAAUAUAAACUCAUAAUAAUGUUUAUCUUUUAAGAACUACAAGUCUUUCUGUCCGUGGAUCCCUUUAAAGUAUGAAUAGGAAAAACUAAACCGAAUCAGAAACGGGUCUAGAUCGUAUGCCAGUAAAAAUGAGCUGAAAAUCAGGAGUGGCUUCAGUAUAGAAAGGUCUCAUAGUUUGUCUUUGCAAGAUUCGUAUUUUAUAUAAAAGUAGACAUAGGCACAGCAUGGUUCUCAAGAACUUCAGUGUCAACAACGGUUAGUCCGUUCUGAAUAUUGUACUCCUGAAGUAUUGCUGUGAUUGUUUGAGACAAAUGCAGCUUAUUUAUUAUAGUCGUUUAUGCACUAAUUCUGACUUUGUACAACUCAACUGAACCAUGCUCGAUUGAAAGGAGCGGCAGUAUGGAAAGCCAUACUAGGAUACUAUUGGUGCGAGGGUGCCACCUGCUGGUUGUUAAAGAAGUAGGUCUGCUAUACUGCACAUUUCUGCAAUUACUAUUCCUUUGUUUUUUUUUAAAUACCAGAUUAACCUUAUAAUGUAAAUAACUCUAAAAGCAUGAAAUUGCACUUUUGAGGGGCAUGUGAUUUGUUUUCUCUUACAUGUAUGUGAUUUAUAAAGUGUGUCUUACCUCACGUGGCCGGCAGAGGUCAUAAAGUGUCCCGGUAAUGCGUCCAUGGCCGCCUCAAAAAGUCUGGAGGAAAUACUUUUCAAGAAAAACGUCACGCUAGCGCCGACUUUUCUGUCAAAAUAAAUUUAAUAAUUAACGGAUUGGCUUCCAUUGACGUUAAUAGACGUCCAAUCCAGUUCAACUGUGAGGGUUGGCCCUCAUGGUUCAAAUGGAUUGACAUCUACUAGUGACAAACUAAUUAAAUUCACUGCAGAGGGAUGAAAAGAGCCACACGAUUGAACAGUUAAAGUGUAAAUUUAAACUAUUUGACAAAAUAAAAGAUUACAUUUACAGCAAUAUUUAAACAUUUUGUCAUGAUUUGUUUUGGCUUAGCUUACAUUUUGUUUGU
This is a messenger RNA of Corythoichthys intestinalis (scribbled pipefish), 3559 nucleotides long. Its product is annotated as sphingosine 1-phosphate receptor 3. Lineage: Eukaryota; Metazoa; Chordata; Actinopteri; Syngnathiformes; Syngnathidae. Gene Ontology annotation, molecular function: sphingosine-1-phosphate receptor activity. Gene Ontology annotation, biological process: regulation of metabolic process; adenylate cyclase-activating G protein-coupled receptor signaling pathway. The record is from RefSeq and is a predicted model, not a curated record. The transcript has 2 exons. Gene Ontology annotation, cellular component: plasma membrane; cytoplasm. Bases 168 to 1316 code for a protein of 382 amino acids.